UACUCACCCUCCUACUCACCCUCCUACUCACCCGCCUGCUCACCCACCCACUCGCCCGCCCCCUACUGGCCAGCAUCGUCAGCAGCAGCGGCGGCGGCAGCGGCAGCAGCAAGCAGCGGAUAAAACCUGGGAGACGUCCAACUCAACGAAUGGGACCACAGAAGGUCGCUGGCCGGACUACUACUACGACGACGAUGACGAUGAUUUGGAGCAGCAGCAGCAGCAGCAGGAGGAUCAGGAGCAGCAGGAGCGAAUGUUGGCCUGGGUGUUUGUGACAGCCGCGUUCGUUGGGAACGUCGCCUCGCUGCCCUGCGGCCUCCUGGUGGACCACGCCGGGAUCACCGUUGCUCGCUCACUCGCUCUAGUGUUCUUCUUGAGCUCCACGCUCACCAUCGCAUACUCCACCGCAGAGUCAGCGUGGAUCUUGUUCCCCGCUGUGUCCACGCUUGCUGUGUCCGGGGUGCUGCUGCUGAUCUCAAACAUGCAGGUGGCUGUGCUGUUUGGGCCACACCAGGCCACUGUUAUCUCUCUCUACAACGGAGCCUUCGACUCUUCCUCUUUCACCCUCAUCAUCGUGAAGUGGAUGUGCGCUGUGGGUGUGCCGCUCCGUUCGGCCUUCCUGGCACUGGCCUCCUGCUCAGCGCUCACCGCCCUGCUCACCGCCCUGCUCACCACCACGCCACUCACCACUGCUGCUCCACGAUUUGACUCCGCCCGUCGCUGCCGUCACCUCCGCUGCUACCGCUGUGGCGGGGGGAGUGGCCAGUGCACAAAAUGGCCGCCGCCGCCGUCACCGUCACCACCGGCACAAAAUGGCCGCCGUUCCUGCGUGGAGGCUGAGGGCGGCGUGGCAGGCCCCAGCGCGUUGGCCACCCAGGAGGCCCUGCCGUUGAUUCUACAGGAAGUGAGGUCAGUGGCGGGGCAGGAAGUCAGCGGCACCAGACAGGAAGUGAUGUCGCCGGCGGGGCAAGAAUUUGGCUCCGCCGGACAGGAAGUGACAUCGUCGGCGGCGGGGCAGGAAGUCUGCUCCGCCGGACAGGAAGUGACAUCGUCGUCGGCGGGGCAGGAAGUCGGCCUCGCCGGACAGGAAGUGACAUCGUCGUCGGCGGGGCAGGAAGUCGGCCUCGCCGGACAGGAAGUGACAUCGUCGUCGGCGGGGCAGGAAGUUGGCUUCACCGUACAGGAAGUGACAUCGUCGUCGGCGGGGCAGGAAGUCGGCUCCGCCGGACAGGAAGUGACGUCGUCGGCGGCGGGGCAUGAAGUCGGCUCUGCCGGACAGGAAGUGACAUUGUCGGUGGGGCAGGAAGUCGGCUCUGCCAGACAGGAAGUGACAUCAUCGGCGGGGCAGGAAGUUGGCCUUGCCGGACAGGAAGUGACAUCGUCGGUGGGGCAGGAAGUGGGCCCCGCCGGACAGGAAGUGAGGUCGCCGUCGCCGCCGCGAGGGGCGGCGCCCCUGCGUGCCUGCCUGCUCUCGCCCGUGUUCGUGUGCCACGUGCUGUGGCUGUCGCUCAUCCAGCUGCGGCACUGCCUCUACGUGGGGUCCCUGCACGGGGCCCUCGCCCAGCGAGCCCACGGGGACACGGAGGCCGUGGCCUGGUACCUGGAUCUGUUUGCGUGGACUCAGCUCGCAGGACUCGCCUGUGCCCCCUGGAGCGGGGUGAUGAUGGACCGCGCGAGGCGAACGGACGGCUCCCCGGACGGACGACGCACGGACUCGCGGACACGGGAACACGCAGACUCACACAGAGACUCACACAGAGACUCAUGCAGAGACUCACACAGAGACUCACACAGAGACUCACACAGAGAAUCACACAGAGACUCACACAGAGACUCGCACCACAGAGACUCACACAGAGACUCACACAAAGACUCACACAGAGACUCACGCAGAGACUCGCACAGAGACUCGGGCAAAGACUCACACAGAGACUCACGCACAGACUCGCCCGCGUACAAAGGCCAGAAAACGGAUGAACCCCUCGCUCACCCCCGGGUGGUGCUUGCCUGUGUCCCCGCGCUGGCGAUGGUCUCCACCCUCUGCGUCCUCCUCUCCGUCUGCGCCAUGCUCCCGGGGUUGCCCGCCUUCGCUGGCGGUUUCCUGCUGCAGGUGCUGGGGCGGGCCUCCCUCUACGCCAGCAACGCCUCCUUCCUCGCCGUCGUUUUCCCCACACGCCACCUGGCCACGCUCUAUGGGGUCUCCAUCGUGGUCUCCACGCUGCUCAACUUGCCGCAGUUCGCGGCCGUCGAGGUGACUGGCGGUGGCGCUCCACACGGACUCACGGUUUCGGUGUCUCUCCUCUGCCUCUCUCUCCUCUCCCUGGCUCACCCCUCGUACCUCUACGUCCACAGCCAGCGCAGAGACCCAUAGACACCCUCACACAUAGACACCCUCACACAUAGACACCCUCACACAUAGACACCCUCACACAUAGACACACAUAGACACACAUAGAC
Petromyzon marinus (sea lamprey) is the source of this 2457-nucleotide messenger RNA. The record is from RefSeq and is a predicted model, not a curated record. Lineage: Eukaryota; Metazoa; Chordata; Hyperoartia; Petromyzontiformes; Petromyzontidae.